AAUUAAAGUCCCGCCCCGGUGAGGAGGACGCCUUGGAAGCGAGGGAGGUGGUUCUCCCUUCUAAACUCCACCCCAGCGCUGCUCGUCAUUUCUACUCCAGUCGCUCCUUCUCACUCCAUGGACUAGUAUCAGUGUAGGUUUGGGAUAAGCCUUUAACCAAAGCAUUAGCUCCUUUUGCGUGAGUCCUGUGCUAGUAUGACCCUGGGUGCCCACUGAAACAUGUAGAUAUGCGGUGUCUAGUCCGUCGGAGUACAACCAAGACGCUCGAGUUGUUCCUGACCGGACUUUUAUUUUGGAAAUAGGUGGAAUCCCCUAGGGUCGGAUUGGACCAUGAUUUGCAGAUCAUUGGAUUAUUACAUGUUGGUGAUGUGCUUCGUUGUGACGCUUCCACAACGAUGUAGAACAGAGCUUCCACCUCCGCCAUUCAACCUCUCCUACGAGUGGAUUGAUCCCUUUUUCAUCCGUCUCACCUGGCAGGCACACCCUCUCAACCCCAACUGCUCGCUGAAAUAUAUUCUUCAUGCCCCGCAUAAAACCCUGGGAUUUAAUUAUAGUGUCAAAGAAUGCAAAUUAUUGGUGACGGAUUUGAAUUCCAAUGUGACACUCACCCUAAAGACCACCGCAUCAACCUGGCCGUCCCGGUGCCCGUAUGAAGGCAGCAACCCUGUCUCCAUAGUCGUCCCCCGCCAAGUUCAACUUGUGACCGACUUCAAAUUCUUCCUCUACCCACCCUGUGACGGGGGAUCUUCCCAGACGCCUCUCUGUGGACAGCAGGCCACUUGGACCCCAGGCAAUGGGACCUCCGGGCUGUCGGUAUCCUACAGGCUGUGUGACCAAGCGUCCGACAAGCUGUCGCUGUGCCAGGACAACAGCAGUGGGCUGCAGCAAGGCUGUCACCUGACGGGGCUCCAGAGAAAGGAAAAGGUCUGCAUACUUUUCCGAGGAACGGUUGAAGGCCGAGCCCUGAACCAAACGUUCAAACGGUUUCCCCAUAAGCACAUUCGAACUUUUCCGCCCAACGUGAGCGUCAGCGAGCAGGAGGGCCGUCUGAAAAUCAGCUGCAGCAUGCCAAGGCCUGCCCAAACUCAUGGAAGUACAGCGUCAACUACAGCGAGUGCGACCGCCCCGCAGUAAGUCAGAUGUACAUUCUAUAUAUUUUUUGUCACU
Gadus macrocephalus (Pacific cod) is the source of this 1167-nucleotide messenger RNA. RefSeq names its product interleukin 13 receptor, alpha 1 (gene il13ra1). The transcript has 6 exons. NCBI's taxonomy places the organism in Eukaryota, Metazoa, Chordata, Actinopteri, Gadiformes, Gadidae. The coding region runs from base 331 to 1134 and encodes 267 amino acids. Gene Ontology annotation, molecular function: protein binding. The record is from RefSeq and is a predicted model, not a curated record.